GUCACUGGCUCCAACUGAACGUGAUGCUCUCAGCCCAGAAGCACGGUGCUGGAUUUUGGUCCAACCACCACAUGUGUGUAUUUUUAUUGUGUUUCUGCCUCUGGUUGGGCUUCCCUGGCUUGGAGUGGAGGUUUGUGGCCGUCCAGGCUCAGCCCGUGCUGGAUCGCUGGAUGCACCAUGUGCACCGAUGGUAAUCACCACCUGCUCGCAGGCACAGGGACGAGGACAGGCUGGUGCUUCGUUGCUGCCCCUCUGCUUGGCGUCCCAGUGCAAACCAGGACAGGCUGAUUCAUUGCUCGGAACUUGCUGCUGGAUCCAGACCCACCUUGGCAUGCGGGGCCCAGUUGGACAAACAGCUGGGAACAGGCAGGACCUGGCAAGUGCGCUGGAGGGGGGGGCAUGGCAUGGCAAGGCAGGGGACACAUGUUCCCCUUCUGCCAUGCACCCCAGGGAUGGCUUUGGGUUACCCAUCUUCUGCGUGUGUGAGGCCAGGAGCACCCCAGGUGGUGGGGCAGGGAUGUGGGGCAGCCCAGGGUGGAGGUGCUCCAUCCUGGAUCACAGGGGUCCUCUGGCUGCGCUCACCCCUUGGCAGGAGCAACAAGACCACGGCUUUUUUGUACCAGCGGGGGAUGCCCAAACCCUGCCCAAGGGGCAUCGCAGGGCUCCUGAGCUGGCUGUGGGCAGCGCAGGGAUGUGGUGGAUGGGACACCGCACCCAGGGCAGCCAGCUGCCCCAUCUCCUCUCAGUGUCCAGCUGAACGGUGCAAGAAAUUGCUUCUACCCAAGGUUCUGAGUCCCCACAUCCUGCCACAGAGCAUCGCUUCCCCCUUCCCAGGCACUGCCCAUCCCCAUGCUGAGCCCGGCAGCUGGGUUAUGCCACCGGCUGCAUUUUUUUCUGUUGUUCUCUCAUCGGCAAUACGUGCGUGUCCUUCUUGGGAUGAGAAAGCUCAGCGAUACCCACGGCACCCUCUGCUCGGAUGCCAAAGCGAUGUAACCCUGGGGUCGUUCGCAUGCUGGCCCUAACGAGGUUAUAGAAGAAGUAGAAAUGUGUAAUCCAGCCUCCGUGUGCUCAAAACCCCUGAGGAUUUAUCAAGCUCAGCUCCAUCCCUAGACCUGCAGGGAGGGAGCCGCCUUGGUGCUGUGGGACACUGAACCGCCGCCUCCAGGAGCACGGCCACCACGCCAGAGGGGAGAGCAGAAACACGCAGAGAAACAUCACCGGCUGGAGAGCCUGGGACUGACUAGGCUGCAGUUCUCAGAUAAUGGAGCUUUCCAAUUUGUCCAAUUACUUGGAUGAUGUCGAUAACUACAGUGACUACCCAGAUUACACCUAUGAGGAGACCAGCAGCGUGUGGACAGACCCAUCUCAUGACCCAAAGGACAUUGCGAGGAUCCUCUCGGUCGUCAUCUACAGCGUGUCCUGCGUGUUGGGCAUCCUGGGGAAUGGCCUCGUCAUUGCAAUCAUCACUCUGAAGAUGAAGAAGUCAGUCAAUGCCAUCUGGUUCCUCAACCUGGCCGUCGCAGACUUCCUCUUCAACAUCUUCCUGCCCAUAAACAUUUCUUACACGGCCAUGCGAUACAACUGGAUCUUCGGGACAGUCAUGUGCAAGUUGAACUCCUUCCUCCUCAUCCUCAACAUGUACACCAGUGUCCUUCUCCUCACCACCAUCAGCUUCGAUCGCUACGUGUCAGUGGUCUUUCCUGUCUGGUCUCAAAACCAUCGCUCGACCAACCUAGCGUAUUUAGUUUGCUUGAUUAUCUGGACCGUCGGCAUCAUUAUGAGCUGCCCGUCUCUUGUCUUCCGAGACACAGCACAAGCCCACAACUCUGUGAUUUGUUUUAGCAACUUUUCCCUCUCCAGGAAUAAGUCUUACCAAGCCCUGGCAUUAAUGAGACACCGAACAGUGAACAUCACCAGGUUCCUUGCGGGGUAUAUCCUUCCCAUAACCAUCAUCACUUUCUGCUACAUCGCCAUCGUCUUCAAUUUGCGUCGAAACCGUCUUGCCAAGUCCAAAAAGCCCUUCAAGAUCAUUGUCACUAUCAUAGUCACCUUCUUCCUUUGCUGGAGUCCCUAUCACCUGAUGAACCUCCUGGAAACAAAACCUGACAUGAUACCGCGCUCCGUGUUUGAGAUCAGCAUCCCCAUAACCACGGCACUCGCUGCCUCCAACAGCUGCAUGAACCCUGUCCUCUACGUCUUCAUGGGCCAGGACUUUAAGAAGUUUAAGGUCACCAUCCUUUCCAGACUGGUGAACGCCCUCAGUGAGGAGAUGGGUCACUCCAGCAUCGUUCACAGGAGCUUCUCCAAGAUGUCUUCAAUGACUGAGAAGGAGACGACAGUCCUCUAAACUCAAUCUGGGUGCCUGCAGGAGGGCUAUAGUCCUCUGGUGUUACCCAUGCACACCACUGUGAUAGUGGCCACCCCUAUGGUGGCCCCCGGUGUGGGAUGAGCAUGGUCCAACACCAUCCUAUAGCAUAUUCUUUGACUGGUCUUGCUGCCUGGGGGCUGGCAGAGGUUGGAGACUACCGCUCUGUGCACUUGGAGAAGACACAACUGCCCUUAAUCUUUCUUUGCAAUUGCAAAGAGCAUUGUGCCAAACUAUUUAAGAAAACAUUUCAGAGCCUUCUUAUCUAAUCUAUGCAUUGCCUGGCCUGGCAAGGGCAUUCCUGCUGUUUCCAGAGAUGUCGUUAUGGGGAGAUUGGACAGAGCAUGUGUCUGGGAAGGUACUUCUGCUGCCAGGCUCCCAAAAUGGGUGGCUGGGUGACCACCCAUCUCGGGUGAUACCUGCUAUGGCAAAACUGAUGAUGCUCUUCCUACAUCCUAUGUAUGCAUAUAGCUACUCAUGUUAAAGUCCUAAAGUAUAUUGGUACUAGCGCAA
Falco peregrinus (peregrine falcon) is the source of this 2878-nucleotide messenger RNA. It is a transcript of the gene CMKLR1, whose product is annotated as chemerin chemokine-like receptor 1. The transcript has 3 exons. The record is from RefSeq and is a predicted model, not a curated record. Lineage: Eukaryota; Metazoa; Chordata; Aves; Falconiformes; Falconidae. The coding region runs from base 1262 to 2347 and encodes 361 amino acids. Gene Ontology annotation, molecular function: complement receptor activity; G protein-coupled receptor activity. Gene Ontology annotation, biological process: inflammatory response; complement receptor mediated signaling pathway; positive regulation of macrophage chemotaxis. Gene Ontology annotation, cellular component: plasma membrane.